CUCUCUCUCUCUCUCUCUAUUUCAUUUUUUUUUCGUCAUUGAAAUAGAGAAAUUUUGUGUGUGUGUGUGUAUGUGUGGAGAUCUAAAUUGAUAAAAGAUGCAAGUUGUUUCUCCUUCGUCUCCGGCGCCGGAUUUCGCCGGAAAAGAGAGAUUCGCCGAGGUUUACGGAAAAUUGAGUGACGAUUUUAGCUCCAAAUUGAAAGUCGGUUUUAGACAGAAAGAAGAAAAAGAAGAAGAAGAGAAAAACAGACAUAGAAAUCUGAAGAAAUCGUGGCGGAAUCACGAAGAGUCCGAUGAAGAAGAAGAAGAAGGAGAUGAAUUCUCGUUCGCGAGUGUAAACGCAGAGAAUUCACCGAUAACCGCAGAGGAAGCGUUUGAAGACGGUCAGAUCCGACCGGUUUACCCUCUCUUUAACCGGAAUCUCCUCUUCGAACCAGAGGAAAAAUCUCUCCGUUCGCCUCUCAAGAAGCUCUACGUGGAAAGCGAGGAAGCCGCGACGGCGGAAGAAGAAUCGGAGCCGAUGGGACCGUACUGCUCGUGGUCAGGUAGAGCGGUGGAGGAAGCUUCGCCGGAGACUUGCCGGAAAAGCAACUCCACAGGGUUUUCGAAGCUAUGGAGGUUUAGAGAUCUCGUUUUGAGAAGCAACAGCGACGGUAAAGACGCGUUUGUGUUCCUGAGCCACAGAGACGCCGUCGACAAGAACCAGUCUUCGUCGUCUUCUCCGGCGGCGACGAAAUUGGCCGGCGGUAAGAGAACGGAGAAAGGGAAAGAGAAAACGAAAUUGGAGAAGAAGAUGAAAUCGAAAUCGGCUCACGAGAGGCUGUACAUGAGGAACAGAGCGAUUAGAGAAGAAGGAAAACGUAAAUCGUAUCUUCCCUACAAACAUGUCGGAUUCUUCACCAAUGUCAAUGGUCUUACAAGGAAUGUUCAUCCUUUCUGAUUUAACUUUCUUCUGCUAAUAUAAAUUAAUUUUAUAAAAAAAUGGUUAAUUUGUUUCUUCCCGACAAAAGCUUUGCCUUUAUAUGUACAGUAUAUCUAACUUUUUUGUUUACCUUUGGUCUGUAUUUAUAUAACCUUUCUUUUUGUAAGUAAAGUUUAAAACUUUCUUAUUAACUUUCGAAAUCACUUGUACGAUUGAUUGUAUCAUUUGAU
Messenger RNA from Eutrema salsugineum, 1152 nucleotides. RefSeq lists its product as uncharacterized. Lineage: Eukaryota; Viridiplantae; Streptophyta; Magnoliopsida; Brassicales; Brassicaceae. The transcript has a single exon. The record is from RefSeq and is a predicted model, not a curated record. The coding region runs from base 98 to 940 and encodes 280 amino acids.